Eruca vesicaria subsp. sativa (arugula) is the source of this 1065-nucleotide messenger RNA. NCBI's taxonomy places the organism in Eukaryota, Viridiplantae, Streptophyta, Magnoliopsida, Brassicales, Brassicaceae. The record is from the annotation of a GenBank genome assembly.
AUGUCUCUACUUCUCAGCCGGGUCUCGAAGUUCCGUCUUGGGGAGCCAGCGUUGCUGAGAAGAUCAUACUUUCGUCUUCUCUCCAGUGGCUUCUCAUCUUCCAUGUUGCAAACACCUGCUUGUUCAAUCGCCAGAGCUGAACCUUGUGGAGAUGAUCUCGGAAAACUCGUCAUUAGGAUUGAUAAUGAAUACUGCGACACUUAUUUGGAAAAGAAGGUGCCUCUAGAGUUGAUGAAUGAAAUGGUUACGGUCGGGGCAUCUCAUGGUUGGGUAGCUACUUUGAAGGAGGACGGCAUUGUGCGUCUCCAAGAUGAUUUGAACCCGGUUGCAUCUGACACCAAUCCAAAACGCAUAGCUCUGCCUCCUCUUGUGACUCUACCUCAUUGCCAAACCAAAGUUGUGACCAACGUGGCUAUGUCUACAUCUUCCCCUGAGGAUGAAGACUGUGUUGUGGCUGUGAAGUUCUUGGGACCACAACUCAGCCUUUGCAGACCAGCUCAAUGUAAGUGGACCAACAUCAUGAUCAAGAACCCUUGUUUCUUCUCUUCCCGUGUCAUGUUUUCUGAGAAAGAUGACAUGUUUCGCAUGCCCGGAUCAGGAGGACACCUCAUUGGGUCAUGGGAUCGUUUGGGCAAACAACACAAGUUUCAGAGGUUGCAGUUUAAAAACCUUCCCGAGCUGACAAAGGCCAAGCGGGAGCUUCUGUAUUCUUGUUCCGUGAGCGAACAUUUGGUGGAGUCACGAACCACAUGCGAGACUUUCUUAGUCAAGUGGUUUAGAAAGGCUAACCCAAAAUGUUUGUCGAAAAUGAAAACCAGAGGUGUAAUGGUUUUCAAGCUAGAAGAACAAGGAAAAGCUGUUUACACUCAAGACAUAGGUGAACUCAACAUAUUCAUUUCAAAAUCUGAAGCCUUCUGUCUCCCAGCUGGUUCAAUUCCCUCUAACUUCGUUGAACUCUUGGAUUUUGAUGAAAUGACCAAUGUCUGUUUGGAUGGUUACUUUAUUGGCCCUGGAAAUUUUACAUCCAUGGCACCUUACUUUAUUCCACCUCAAAAUAAAAUAUAG